UGAAAUUUAUUCUGGCCAAAUUUUACAAGAUCUGUCCUAUUGCCGCUACGUCUUGAACUAACCAAACAAUCGACAAUUCGUUCCACCUACUUAUAGUAUUUAAUAUCCCUUUUACACUAACGUUUCAACAACACAACUACACCAUGACAGGAAUGCCUAUCAAGAUGUCCUACUCGUUCAAGGACGUGGCCAUUCCGGACGACUUUCUCAAAACGGACCCGCCUGAUGCGGAGCCCAUCACCUUCAAGCAAAUCGACUUCCGCAACUCCGUGCUCAAGGAGUUCGCCGGCUGUUACGCCGUGGUGCUGGACCACGUGCUCAGCCCCUCCGAGUGCGCCCAGCUCCUCGAGCUCGCCGAGGCCAGCGUGUCAGACGGUAACCGCAACAAGGUGACGGGGUCCCCGUGGGCGCGCGCCCUCGUCAACGCGGGCGGCGGCUACGAGGUCGAGGUGCCUGACUACCGCAACAGCGACCGCAUCAUCUGGGACCAGCAGGAGAUCAUGAAGCGCCUGUGGGCGCGGCUCGUGCAGGUGCCGCAGAUUUCGGAGACGCUGCUCCAGGCACCGGGCGGCUGGGAGUUCAACCGCGUGAAUGAGCGCAUGCGCUUCCUCAAGUACGGGCCCGGCGAGUUCUUCAGGCCCCACUGCGACUCGGCGUACUCGGAGGUCAGCGACGACGGGCACGCUUACAUGAGCCACUACACGCUCCACCUGUACCUGAACGACUCCAAGCAGGAGGUCGGCGACGAGGCGCAGCUGGUCGGGGGCGCGACGUCCUUCUUGUCGUCAAAUCAGCAGCGCAAGAUGGAUGUCGAUCCGAAAGCGGGAAGGGUGCUCAUCUUUCAGCACAGGAGGCUGUAUCAUUCGGGGGAUGAUGUGAGGGAGGGGAUCAAGUACACGAUGAGGACGGAUAUCAUGUAUAGGCAGCCGGGCGCGCAGUUCUUUUCUUAGAGGUUAGCUGUGAUUGUUUGUGGGUACGCAGUAUCGACGCUUGAUAUAUACUCUAAGGUCCCUGUCUUCUAAAUAUGUAGCUAGGUAGAUU
Molecule: messenger RNA, 1041 nt
Organism: Hypoxylon fragiforme
Lineage: Eukaryota; Fungi; Ascomycota; Sordariomycetes; Xylariales; Hypoxylaceae
Exons: 1
Coding region: 144-950 (268 amino acids)
Biological process (GO): peptidyl-proline hydroxylation to 4-hydroxy-L-proline
Cellular component (GO): endoplasmic reticulum
Molecular function (GO): procollagen-proline 4-dioxygenase activity; L-ascorbic acid binding; iron ion binding
Source: RefSeq, a predicted model, not a curated record